This is a messenger RNA of Macaca mulatta (Rhesus monkey), 969 nucleotides long. RefSeq names its product MAS-related GPR, member X1 (gene MRGPRX1). Gene Ontology annotation, molecular function: G protein-coupled receptor activity. Gene Ontology annotation, cellular component: plasma membrane. NCBI's taxonomy places the organism in Eukaryota, Metazoa, Chordata, Mammalia, Primates, Cercopithecidae. The record is from RefSeq and is marked provisional. Gene Ontology annotation, biological process: G protein-coupled receptor signaling pathway.
AUGGAUCCAACCAUCCCAGCCUUGGACACAAAACUGACACCAAUCAACCGAACUGAGGCGACUCCUUGCUACAAGCAGACCUUGAGCUUCAUGGGGCUGACGUGCAUCAUUUCCCUUGUCGGACUGACAGGAAACGCGGUUGUGCUCUGGCUCCUGGGCUUCCGCAUGCACAAGAACGCCUUCUCCAUCUACAUCCUCAACCUGUCCAUGGCCGACUUCCUCUUCCUCAGUGGCCGCUUUAUAUAUUCCCUGUUAAGCUUCAUCAGUGUGCCCCAAACCAUCUCUAAAAUCCUCUAUCCUGUGACGAUGUUUUCCUACUUUGCAGGCCUGAGCUUUCUGAGCGCCAUGAGCACUGAGCGCUGCCUGUCCGUUCUGUGGCCCAUGUGGUACCGCUGCCGCCGCCCCACACACCUGUCAGUGGUCCUGUGUGUCCUGCUCUGGGUCCUGUCCCUGCUGCGGAGCAUCCUGGAGUGGAUAUUCUGUGGCUUCCUGUUUAGUGGUGCGGAUCCUGUUUGGUGUCAAACAUCGGAUUUCAUCACAGUCGCAUGGCUGAUUUUUUUAUGUGUGGUUCUCUGUGUGUCCAGCCUGGUCCUAGUGAUCAGGAUUCUCUGUGGAUCCCGGAAGAUGCCGCUGACCAGGCUGUACGUGACCAUCCUGCUCACAGUGCUGGUCUUCCUCCUCUGCGGCCUGCCCUUCGGCGUUCAGUUUUUCCUAUUUUUAUGGAUCCACGUGGAUCGGAAAGUCUUAUAUUGUCAUGUUCAUCUAGUUUCUAUGUUCCUGGCCGCUCUUAACAGCAGUGCCAACCCCAUCAUUUACUUCUUCGUGGGCUCCUUUAGGCAGCGUCAAAAUAGGCAGAACCUGAGGCUGAUUCUCCAGAGGGCUCUGCAGGACACGCCUGAGGUGGAUGAAGGUGGAGGGCGGCUGCCUGAGGAAACCCUGGAGCUGUCGGGAAGCAGAUCGGAGCAGUGA